Molecule: messenger RNA, 1880 nt
Organism: Durotheca rogersii
Lineage: Eukaryota; Fungi; Ascomycota; Sordariomycetes; Xylariales; Xylariaceae
Product: putative Bromodomain testis-specific protein
Exons: 3
Coding region: 274-1506 (410 amino acids)
Biological process (GO): chromatin remodeling; regulation of DNA-templated transcription
Cellular component (GO): chromatin; nucleus
Source: RefSeq, a predicted model, not a curated record
UAACUAGAGCUGCUGUCUGGGUUCUGCUCCUUCGUCCUCUUACAUCGGCCUCUUCUCACACUACGGCCACCUCGUUGCAUCUCGCUGUACGGUGACCACUUCAUUCCGGUCAACGUAUUGCGCAGCUAUUUCAUACCUGGGGUCAUUCUUCUCCCUCCUGCCCUUGCUUGUAUCUACACUCUCCCCGCUCCUCAGGAAGUUUGUCCAGAGGAAACUCAUCGCUCGACUUCUGCGUCUGACGUUCGUCCGUUACCCUAGGCCGCCAACCUGGCCAUGGCCACUCAGACGGAAGCGAACGAGGCGCCGAACGGGGCGCCGAUCGAGGCCGAAACCACCACGGCUCCUCCUGCCUUCUCCUGGAAGGAUCCACAUGCUGUAUUUGUCAUGAUUUUCGUUGGCCAGAAGGAGAGCCCAUUCGGAAUUCACAUGGACUUCCUCUGUUCCAAGUCAAGUUUUUUCCGCUCGGAAUUUUCCCAGGAGAAGAAGGAAAAACUCGAGAAUCUAUUCUAUCUCCCCAACACCACCGAGGAGGUUUUCGGCUAUGCCCAGAACUUCAUGUACACCGGCAAGCUCUUCACUAGCGAGGAGCCGACCCCUGGAUACGAUGCGUUAAUAGAGACGUGGAAGCUCGGGAGGGAGCUGGGAAUUGAUGGGCUCUGUGACGAGACUCUCGAGGCUAUGGCUGAGUGCCGACGUAUCACACAUCACAUCCCGGCCACGCCAACCCUUGUCAAGGCGUGGAAGCAGAGCCCCGAGGGCUCCUCGAUGCGCCAGCUCAUCCUCGACUGGGCCCAGGAAUAUAUUCGUUCCUCCGAAUGCAAGCAGGAGUUUACCAAGUCUCUUCCUCAGGAAGUGCUGAGUGAGUUGGUGAUCGCCAUGAGUCACAUGAACUCCUCUCCCGUAAUCCAGGUUAACGCUGCCACGUCUCCGGCGAGUCAGACCCAGCGCAAGAAUGUUCAUUAUCUAGAAGGUGAUGGAAGUGACGACGAGCCUCGCGUAAAGAUGCCCAAGUCCCAUAAAGUCAACUCCACCGAGAGAAGGGCUACCUCUAAGAAGUCCGGUACGUCUCCCACAGCUAAGCCGACUAAAGCAAAGAGGACAAGCCUCGGCUCGCUCGAAGAGAAGCAAUAUUCGUCAGAUCAUAGGUUGAAUUUCUGCGCCGACCUACUUGUUAAGAUGCUUUCCGGCCCUGGCUUCUGGACUCGUCUGGUGGGCCCGUUCCGCUACCCGGUGAGACCCGUCGAGGAUGGAGUCCCCGAUUACCAUGACAAGAUCAAGAAGCCGAUGGACCUGAACACGAUCAAGGACAAGAUGAACAACCGCGAGUACAGCAGCCACGAGGAAUUUGCGUCUGACAUGCGCCAGAUCUUCGCGAACUGCUACAUCUACCAUACCGAGGACUCGCCGAUAUGGGCUAACUGCCAGAAGUUCGAGAAGACGUUCGAGGAGAAGUACGCGACCAUGAACAAAUGGGUCUCGAAGUUGGAGGGCAACGAGGGCACCUAGUGCUCGACGGUAGUCUGCUGGUACACACACGGAUGCAUCCGCACCGAACGUACCACCCUAUUUUCUAUGUUCUUGAUGGCGGAGUGUGCUGCCAUUGUCCGCUCUCGGGGAAGCCCGGCUCAGCCUCCCCGCUGGACGGAGUGUACGACUAACCGGAUUUCGCACAGAUACCCGAGUGUGACUGGGCGUUCGGCAAGACGCCCUGCACUUGCAGCCCCUUGUCUGCUUUUUUUUUCCUUCCCUGUCUCAUACGAUCGCCGGCAUGCCUCGCGGCUAGGACACGGCUACCAUAAUACCCCCAUUUCCUCCUCAUAUCGCCUUCGCCCCUCGUCUUCCUCCCCUCCCUUCCCUUACCCACCGCUUUUCCGUUGUUU